Molecule: messenger RNA, 201 nt
Organism: Pelobates cultripes (western spadefoot toad)
Lineage: Eukaryota; Metazoa; Chordata; Amphibia; Anura; Pelobatidae
Source: the annotation of a GenBank genome assembly
AUGGCAACGAACACCUGCCUGAAGCAACACUGUAUCACCUACACUGCCUCAAUGAUACAAUACUGCAUCACCAUGGCAACGUACACCUGCCUGAAACAACAGUGUAUCACCCUACACUGCCUCAAUGAUACAAUACUGCAUCACCAUGGCAACGAACACCUGCCUGAAUCAACAAUGUAUCACCCUGCACUGCCUCAAUGA